AUGCAAUAUUGUUAAAUUCACAAUCCUCAAUUCUAAUAAACUUAAUAUCAAUAAACAUUGUAAGAUUAAUAACUUUUACCUUAACAUAUCAUCCUUAUAAAUAAAUAUAAAAAUAAGAAAAAAGCAUAUAAAGGUAUUAUAAUAUAUUAUGAUUAUAGAAUCUUUAAAUGAUUUAAGAAAUUAGAUAAAAAAUAAUUUAGAUAAAUAAUUAAAUUAAGAGCAAGAGUUAACUCAAUUAAAAACUUAAUAUUGUUUAGAAAAAGAGUAAUGGUAAUAAGAAAAGAAAAUCUUAAAUUCAAUGUUACCAUAAAAAGAUUUUAAUUAUAAUGGAUUACAAAAGGAAAAGAAAUCUUAUAAAUAAAAGAAAUAAGAACUUAAAAAUUAAUUAUAAUAAUAUUAAAAGUAAUGUGAAUUUUAAGAUGGCCAAUUAUAAUAAAUUUUACUUGAAAAUUCAAAAUUAAAAGCAAUAUUAAAUGGAAGAGAUUAAGAAUGUCUAGCUUUAUAAUAAGAAGUUGAAUACUAUUAAAAGAGAUUAAUUUAAUUGUAAAGAUAGUGA
Paramecium pentaurelia is the source of this 556-nucleotide messenger RNA. The record is from the annotation of a GenBank genome assembly. Lineage: Eukaryota; Ciliophora; Oligohymenophorea; Peniculida; Parameciidae.